CGUUCUCUCCGCCUCUCUGAGCUCUCCCCCGGCGAUGGCCUCCACCCAGCUGUCCUGUGCCACCCCCUGCGAGCCCAAGUGUCCCCAGCCUCUGGCCAGCAGCACCAACGAGCCCUGCGUGGUGACCUGCGGCGACUCGCGGGUCAUCAUCUACCCCCCGCCCGUGGUGGUCACCUUCCCGGGGCCCAUCCUCACCACGUACCCGCAGCAAACCGUGGUGGGAGCCUCGGAGCCCUCGGAGGUUGCCCUGGGCGAGUCCCCGGCAGCUCUGCCAGCCGAGGUCACCGCCAGGCUGGAGGCGGCGGGGGACAAAGUGGCAGCGCCGGUGCUGGCCCGUCCCGAGCCGCGCUGCGCCCCCAAAUAUUCCUACACCUACUCCUCGCAAUGGACUCAUCCCUGCAAUUCCUACCGCUCCGGGAAGCGCUGGACGUACUGAGCCUGGCAGGGGAAAUUCCAGAUGUCAUUCCAGAUGUAAUUCCAGUUGUCGUUUGGGGUUGGAGCUGCGGGGCUGCUCCGGCUCCUCCUGAGAGGAGCCCCCCGGGGGAGGCAGGCUCGUGUCGCAAUUCCUCGCGGUUUUUUCCCCCCUUAGUUUAGAGCUGUUCUCCCGCAGUUUUCCAGCGCAGACAUCUGCUUCCGCCGUGCUUUGGCUUAUCCCGGAUUUUUUACUGGCGCUGAGCUUAGAGAGGUGACUUAAAACGCUCGGAAUUGCACAAGGCAAGGCUGCCAAAGAGGGAAAUUCCCCGUUUUUACAGGCAGCGUCACCUGGAUGCGGGCGAUUUGCCAGAGCCUCGCUGAACGAUGCUUUUUGUACCCUGUAC
Messenger RNA from Pseudopodoces humilis (Tibetan ground-tit), 818 nucleotides. RefSeq lists its product as uncharacterized. Lineage: Eukaryota; Metazoa; Chordata; Aves; Passeriformes; Paridae. The record is from RefSeq and is a predicted model, not a curated record. Gene Ontology annotation, cellular component: intermediate filament. Gene Ontology annotation, molecular function: structural constituent of cytoskeleton.